Molecule: messenger RNA, 717 nt
Organism: Nannospalax galili (Upper Galilee mountains blind mole rat)
Lineage: Eukaryota; Metazoa; Chordata; Mammalia; Rodentia; Spalacidae
Gene: Ptpn20
Product: protein tyrosine phosphatase non-receptor type 20
Exons: 4
Coding region: 2-685 (227 amino acids)
Biological process (GO): protein dephosphorylation
Molecular function (GO): protein tyrosine phosphatase activity
Source: RefSeq, a predicted model, not a curated record
UAUGAUAGAUGAUUCAACACGUGUUCCGCUUGGAAAAAGCAAGGACUACAUCAAUGCUAGUUAUAUUAGAAUAGUAAAUUAUGAAGACGAGAAUUUUUAUAUUGCUACCCAAGGACCACUUCCAGAAACCAUAGAUGACUUUUGGCAAAUGGUUUGGGAAAAUAAUUCUAAUGUUAUUGCAAUGAUAACCAGAGAGAUAGAAGACGGGGUUAUCAAAUGUCAUUGUUACUGGCCUAUUUCGAAGGAGCCUUUGGAAUUGAAACAUCUACGUGUCUUUUUGGAGCACUACCAGAUAACUCAAUAUUUCAUCAUUCGAGUGUUUCAAAUUGUGAAGAAGUCUACCGGAAUUAGUCACUGUGUAAAGCACUUGCAGUUCACCAGAUGGCCAGACCAUGGCACUCCUGCCUCAGCAGAUUAUUUCAUAAAGUAUGUUCGUUAUGUGAGGAAGUGUCACAUCACAGGACCCCUGGUUGUUCACUGCAGUGCUGGUGUAGGCCGAACGGGGGUGUUCAUAUGCCUGGACGUUGUAUUCUGUGCCAUCGAGAAGAACUACUCAUUCAACAUUAUGAAUAUAGUGACCCAAAUGAGAAAACAGCGUUGUGGCAUGAUUCAAACAAAGGAGCAGUAUCGCUUCUGCUAUGAUAUAGCACUUGAAGUUCUUCAGAAUCUUCUGGCUUUGACCUAAGAAAGUCUUCUGCCGCCUCUCACUUGAAAUUA